GCGGACGGUUAACGGGUCUCACGCUGGUCGUUGUCAUGGACCGAGGCUGUUUCUCUGCUCGUUCUCCAGCUGUUUCCAGUCAGAAGCGGACAAACUGUGCGUGGAAACGUCUCUGCUGCUGAAUCAAUAUUUUCAGUUUGGAUUUUAUCCACAAGGAAACUUGAGUUAUUUCACUCCUUUUGGAAAGUUUCGGACUAACGGUCGCUCUCUUGAUUUUUCUCCCCUGGCGCGUGAGGCACUUUUUAAAUAAACGUAACACAACUUGUGUUUAACGCGGGCAUACUCGGAGCAUUUCUACACCUCUUGGUGACUUUUAAAGGGGUCUUUUUUCUCUCUCUCUUUGCGGUGGACUCCUCUCAGCUUCCUCCAGCUAGCUAGCGGCGCAGAAUGCUAUGCUGUGGUCCUACGUGAGACAGCAUCAUGAUUUCAGAGGAGAGGAGCAGCCACGUCAAUAAACAAGCCCUGACCUUCCCGGUGGGUUUACUCAUCCGCUCCCCGAAGAAGCGACUGGUCCAACUGGGGAGGAAACCCAGCAAUGGGUCUGUCCAGUCCAAUAACUCGGACGUCACCAUCCGCUCCACGGAGAGCGCCGGUGUCCGGCAGCCGGCCAAGAGCAAAAUACGCCGCCACAACAACAGGCUCUCGACCGUCUUCAACCACAGCCCGGGCAGCGGGCGGCGCGGCCAGGCGCCCGGCGGCGGGACCCCGCCCGGCGACCUCCGUGCCACGGACGACCCCUCGGAGCUGUCCAGUCUGAUGUCCGUCCCCGGCAUCCUGAAGAUCUUUGGCUGCGACAUCUGCCAGGGGACCAACUACAAGAGCGUGCUGGCCACCACGCAGUCCAGCGCCAAGGAGCUGGUGAAGGAGGCCUUGGAGAGGUACUGUCUGGAAAAAGAAGACGCCGGCCACUACGUGCUCUGCGACGUCAUCGGCAAGACGGGCGCAGACAACCAGUGGAAGAGGGAGUGCUUCCGGGUGGUGGGAGACAACGAGAAGCCCCUCACGCUGCAGUCCCUCUGGAAACCCAAGGAAGGCUUCUCCCGGCGAUUCGAGAUCCAGCUGAGAGCGAGCGUGGAGGAGCAGAGUCUGAAGGACAGAGACACGGUCACAGCAGGCAUCAACGCUCAGGCUCGUAAGCUGCAGAAGAGCCGCUCCAGGGUGACCUCGCUCUUCGUGGACGGCAGCGGCGAGGACGCGGACGGACUCGGCAUCUGGCGGAGCCUGAGCGAGAUGGACCUGUCUGCGAUGGGGAAGGAGGCCCGGCGGGCGGCGCAGAGCGCGCUCAGGGAGGACCCGGAGGCCGAGGCCGACAAGGAGGUGCUGCGCCUCGGCAUGGAGAAGGAGGAGACGGAGAGCAGCGACGACAACACCACCCAGUACUCCAUCCACCCGCCCUUCGACUUCCCGUACUUCCUCCUGCUGCAGGGCUACAGCCACAGACAGGAUUUUGUCAUCUACCUGAUGAGUGGCACCACCACCAUCUUUGGCUGCUGCAGGGAGCACUGUAACGGUGAGGACGAGGAGCGGCUGAAGGUCGACAUCCUUCUCUUCGCCCCCGACGUGUUGCCCCAGCACUGCUGCGUCCGACGCCUGGAAUCCAGCAGCCCGACCCCCCCGGGGGAGCACAGGAAGACCCUGACAAUGCUGAAGCCUCUCCACGGUGCCCCCGUGACCAGAAACGGUUUCCUCCUCAAGGAGGAAGUGGAACUGAAACCGGGGGACCUGGUGAGCUUGGGGAAACACUACCUCUUCAUGUUUAAGGAUCCUACCAGCACGUGGGGAUCCGUGCAGACCCCUCUGUGGAUGAACCCGCUCUGCCCCGACCCGGACGCCUCCUCUUGCUCGUCGUGCGGCUCCUCCAUGGCCAUGACAGGGGCCUGGAGCAAGCCUUCGCCGCCUCGUUGGAGGGACCUGGAAGGCACCGAGGCUUUGGUUAGCUACGAGAAGGAGCAGGAGGAGCGGGUCCUGCAGGAGGUUCUGGAUAUGUUGGACCCCGGCGGGGACGGACCAAAGCUGGCGCCUGCUUUCCUGCUCAGCCUCUGUAUCCAGCACUCGGCCUGCACGUUCGGGCUCACACACUUCAGACAGCUGCUGCUCCGGAUAGCUGCACAGAUCCAGCUGGCUAUGUGGGAGAAGACAAAGGUACUUGCAGCGAUCCAGCCAGAAACCGGCCCCAGUGACGAGCAGCCCGAGCGUCUCCGGGUGCUCAGCAUGGAGGAGCUGAUCCCAGGUCUGCAGCCGCUGCUCCUGUGGAUGGCCAACUCCAUCGAACUGCUGCACUUCAUCCAGCACGAAGUCCCUCGGCUGCUGCCCUGGAGGCAGGAGCAGGAGGACACAGGGCUGUUGGACUCUGAGAUGUCCUCCACUCGCACAGCUUGUGAAGAAGCCAUGACAGUCCUGGAAGAAGUCAUCAUGUUCACCUUCCAGCAGUCUGUCUACUAUCUAACAAAGAGCAUGUACUCGUCUCUGCCCGGUCUGCUGGACGGGAACCCGUUCUCCCAGAGCGGUCAGCUGCGAGCGCCCGACGGACUCGGCGGCGUCCUGGAGGUCCUGAAGGAGGCGCUGAAGCUCCUCACAGCCUUCCAGGUCCACCCGGACAUCUCCUUGCAGCUGUGCGCCUACCUGCUGUUCUUCAUCAACGCGUCGCUGUUCAACGCCCUCAUGGAGAGAGGGUCCGUCGCCGGGUUCUACCAGUGGUCCCGGGGGGUUCAGAUCCGGGCCAACCUGGACCUGCUGAUGGACUGGAUCCAGAGCAUCGGUCUGGGCGAUCUGGCCAACGAAUACUUCCAGAAGCUCUCUGCCGCCGUCAAUCUGUUGGCCACACCCAGAGAAACCCUGCAGCAGGCGUCCUGGGCUUCUCUCAGGGCCGAGUUCGCCGCCCUGAACCCCGCUCAGCUCCACCACAUGCUGACGGAGUACCACUCCGGUAAACCCUGUCCCGCCGGGUGGAGCCCGCCAGCGGGCAACGCAGAGGACGCCGCCGUCAGGACGGCCGACCUCCUGGAGAACUUCGACAGCCACCCGCCGCUCAUCCUGCCCGACGGCCCCUUCCACCUGGAGCUGGGCAAACCCAUCGUGGAGCCCGCGCUGUUCCAGCAGCUGGCCCAGCUGCAGGAGUUCAUACGGCGACUCCCCCGCGGUGACCCCGCAGCCGAGCCCGACGCGGAGGAGCAGAGUCUCAACGGGGCGGCUGCAGACAGACAGUCAUCGGCCGCGGCCUUCCGGGACCCUGACCCGGUGACCUGCCCCGCCCCCGCCCCCCAGGCGCCUCAGGCCCGAGGAUCCCACGGCGACCUGAGCUGCUGCGAGGCGGUCCUGACCCAGAAGCUGAAGAGCCUGGAGCUGCAGAACACGCUCUCAGGACACGACGACAUGGGCUACACCAAGAGCCUGGCGCUGGACCCGUCCUGCCUGUUGACUCCGCCCAACACCCCGCAGGGGAUGGAGCUGUCGGCGCUGGAGGCCGAUCUGCAGGAGGGGGCCCGCCAGCAGCGGAAAGCCAGUGGACGAGCCGACAGGAGGACGCAAGCUGCAGAAGGAGGAGAGGAAGAAGAAGACGGAGGAGGCGGGGUCAGAGAGGAAGUGUUCGCGGUGGAGCUCCACAGGGGACCUCACGGACUGGGCCUGGCUCUGGUGGACGGCUCGAAGACUCAGCUGAGGAUCAGCGGCGUUUACGUCAAGUCGGUGGUUCCGGACUCUCCCGCCGCCCGGUGCCAGAAGCUGAGGGCUGGCGAUCGCAUCCUGGCCGUCAACGGCGUCAGCGUGGUGGGGAUGGAGUACAACGCCGGCAGAGAGCUGAUCCGAUCCUCGGGAGACUCCCUCAGCCUGCUGGUGGCGAGUGGCGAGGGCUCGGCCACGACUAAACGCUGAGGGCGGCGGAGGAUCAAGCUGCAAUCGGGAUUUCUGCGGUUUCCCCCUUCCCGCUGCAUGGCGAGUCGGUGCGAGGUCACGCGUCCUGCUCCUCGCGCAGCCAACAGGGACGAAGCAGCGGGACGGACUCACUCUUUCUGCUGACUCAGCUUGUUUCUGUGGACACACGCGUGAGGUUUGGCCCCGAGGAGAAAACAAGGAAUACAACACUGGGAUCUAAUUUACUGGGAUUUUUAUUAUCAUCUUCUGUAAAAAAAAAAAAACAUUUUAAACAAUAUUCUUUUUUUCACAUCCACUCACACACUAAUGAAACCAAAGCUCCACAUUAAUUAUAUUCUGCUGAUUCACUUCCUGCUUACAGUUAAAUGAGAGGAUGUUAGCUUAGCUUAGCAUAAAGACUGGAAACGGGGGGAAACAGGUAGCCUCUAGUCUGUCUGCGAUGGUCAUGCUAAGCUAAGCUAGCCCCCCCCCCGGGGGGCUCCGGCAUCAUCUCAAACAUGUUGUGAAUCCUCUCAGCCAAAAAGCAGCUAGAAAAGUAAAAAUUAGUGAAGUUUUCCUCUGAAGCCUCGGGACGAAAUAUCAAACCUCCCAGUGACUGAUGUGAGGUCAGUUUACACGACAAACACCAGCAGCCAUGUUUGAACGUGUUUAACACUGUAAGACAAACUGCUACAGUGUUCUCAUCUCAAUCCUUGUUAAGUCCAAAUAUAUUGAUACACAGUAUUAUUCAUAGUAUUUUGUAAUAUUUAUAUGGUGCCGUAUUUUUGAAAACGUUGGAAUAAAUGUUAUUUUGAC
Messenger RNA from Pungitius pungitius (ninespine stickleback), 4665 nucleotides. RefSeq names its product Ras association and DIL domains 2a (gene radil2a). Gene Ontology annotation, molecular function: GTPase binding. Bases 421 to 3870 code for a protein of 1149 amino acids. Gene Ontology annotation, biological process: negative regulation of Rho protein signal transduction; signal transduction; regulation of GTPase activity. NCBI's taxonomy places the organism in Eukaryota, Metazoa, Chordata, Actinopteri, Perciformes, Gasterosteidae. The record is from RefSeq and is a predicted model, not a curated record. Gene Ontology annotation, cellular component: cell-cell junction. The transcript is spliced from 16 exons.